GUCAGCCGGCCGGAGAGAGGUGGCGAGCGGAGGGGGUGAGGGGCGGAGGGUGGAGGGGGCGUGAGGAUUGAGGUGUGGACAUUCCCUCCCUCCGGUCACUUUGUACGAAACAAGUGAGUGGAUGGACUCCAACUACCUGCGUGCGGCGCUGGGCUCCUGCCUGACCCAGGGCCUGGCCGAGGUGGCGGAGCUGCGCCCGGCGGACCCCAUUGAAUACCUGGCUCACUGGCUCUACAAGUUCAACCACAACCAGGCCCUGGAGCAACAGUACCAGGCGGACGAGGAGGAGCUGGACGCAGAGAUGGAGAUCUACCUGAAGGAGAAGGCCGUUCAGGAGCAGCUGAAUGCCGAGCUGGAGGAAAUCCAACAAGUCUACCAGAGCAGGCUGCUGAUGGAGCGGACCGCCGCCAGCCCCGACGAGCGGCCGCUGUCUGCCACCUCAGCGCCCGUGGAGACGAUUGCCGUGGAGAUGCUUGCAGCGAGCUCGAGGAGCUCACCGACCUCGGACACUCAGGUCAGGGAGAAUUUGUCCAGUCUCGCUCCGCCGGAGUGGCUCGGGGAACCGGAACUGGAGACGGUGAAAGAGGAGGACGUGAAGCAGAGCAAGGAACCGUCGGAGGGGAGUGGGAGCGAGCCCGAGCCCGAGCAGGACGCGGCGGAAGAGAUGGGAGGGCCGGCGGGCCAGUAGAGGCGUGAAGGGGGUCGUGGGGGAGAGCAG
This is a messenger RNA of Pristis pectinata (smalltooth sawfish), 718 nucleotides long. It is a transcript of the gene dydc2, whose product is annotated as DPY30 domain containing 2. Lineage: Eukaryota; Metazoa; Chordata; Chondrichthyes; Rhinopristiformes; Pristidae. The coding region runs from base 122 to 688 and encodes 188 amino acids. The transcript has 6 exons. Gene Ontology annotation, cellular component: Set1C/COMPASS complex. The record is from RefSeq and is a predicted model, not a curated record.